This is a messenger RNA of Sus scrofa (pig), 8352 nucleotides long. The record is from RefSeq and is a predicted model, not a curated record. NCBI's taxonomy places the organism in Eukaryota, Metazoa, Chordata, Mammalia, Artiodactyla, Suidae.
AUCUCCAAGUGCCGCCAAGUGCGGCCUUAAAAAGUAAAACAAACAAACAAACAAAAAAGAACAACAGUCCCCAACGGCUGUUUAUCCAUAAAACCAAUGUGAAGCUUAAGGACAAAGCAAUCCCCCGAGUUCAUAAUGAAAUCCAACGCUUACCAAUGGAGCCUGGCACGGGGCCUGCGGAAGUGGAUGUGCCCAGGUCCCUGGGCUGCCUGUGCAGAGACGGAGGUCCCGGGCCCUGGGACUGAGGUUUCCCAGACUGUUCCCAGCACGACUCCCCCAAGCGGGGUGUUCUCUGCCAACAGGUGAGCAGUCCUGCCUGCUGAUAGCCCAGGACCAGGCCCCCAGGGAUGCUGGGGAAGGAACCCCUGAGCUGGGGGCGUGGGGGGGGGAAACCACUGAGAUGGCCACACCUGCCCUAGGUGGGCCCUCUCCAGCCACCACCGAGCCAAGCUGCUCUGGCCUGGCACAUGGAAACUCCAGUGACUCGGGCACCCAGAGGUUCUUAGGGCCGACUUCUUAGCCACAGAUGUAGAAUCCAGCACAGAAAGAGAGUGCCCAUGGCAGGUGGGGUUCAGCCAGCACCCCUUCGUGAGGCCCAAGCUCGUGAAGAGGGCCCGGUCUGGCUCUCCUGAACACCAGCAGCCGUCAACACCGGCCCCACCCUGCCUUUAUCCAGUGGCUCAUACACCCGCUCCCUGUGUUGGGUCCCCACUCUGGUGGAGAAGUGGAGGCUCAGAAAGUGACAAGUCUCGCCAAAGGCCACAGCUGGUAUGUGGCUGAGCAGAACCCAGCCCUAGGGGCUCACGUGAGGUCAAGGGUGGUAGGGAGAGGGGUCCAGGAUCUGAGUCAGGGGCUUUGGCUGUGGCACCCUGCAGGUCCCGCCUAUGCCAGGUCUCAGCUCCCACGCCUCGAGCAGCUCCAGGCCCUGCCACUCCUCCUACGAGACGCUACCCAGGGAACCUCCCCGCCCCCUCACCUCCCAGGCUCCCGUGUUUACCUGGGUGCCAGGAAAAGCCUUUGUUUCUGGAAGCUGACCCUGAAUGGAUCCUGCUGCUGUCCACCAGACAGUGUCACAGUCGUCACCCCUUCCCUGCUUCGAGGAGCCCAGGAAGACACUGGAAAGCAAUCUUUUAGGCCCAGUGUUCUGGGGGAGCAUCUGGAGAGCCCCUGGAGCUGGGAAACUCAGCACCAGAUCUGACAGCAGACGAGGCUCCGGGUCCCCCACAUGGGGGCGGGGGCGGAAGGAUCAUACUCGCCCCCAGUCUUGCAUCCACGCCAGCCCAGGCCCAGCACCUGCGGCUCUCUGCGGCCACUUCCCAGAGCCUCAGGCCUUGUCCUGAAAGGGAACUGGGCCAGUGGUUGUUUUCCAAGCAGAAUUUUCUUGGAGCCCUAUAUGUCAACAGCCAAGCGGCACUUUCCUCCUGGGGGAGGGGGAGGGGUGGCCUGGGGCCCAAAGCUGUCCCUGAGGAAUCUGCAGAGCAGCGUUGGGGAACCAAACCCUCUCAUUUUACACCAGAGAGAACUGAGAGGCACAGAGAGGGCAAACACCCAGCCCAAGUCCUCACAGCGAGAGAGCGAGUGGCGUGCUGCAGGCUGCGCUCCAUCCAGUGUCACAAGCAGCCAGCACUGAGCAGGGAGAUAAGAUGACACGGUACCUCCCAUCUCACUUGCACACGUGCACACACGUGUGCAUGCGUUCAUGCACAUGCAGGCCAGCCCUGUGGAGACAGCCCCGGGGGGGCCAGUUAUGGAAGCCCGCUCUGCGUCUGCUCUGGUAGCACAUGGGGCCCCUCCACCUGCACCUGCCCGGGAGGCCCUCACCCUCGCCCUUGCCUUCGCCAAGGGAGGCCCGAGCGCACCCCUCAGAGGGGCCCAAAGGCAACUCAAGCCGUCUGCCGGUUCUUGACCUAGUUCCUGUUGCAUGCAGGGCUGAUGAGGCGAGCACAGGACCAGGCUCUGUCUGUGGAGCCUCAGGCCCCCCACCCCCUCACCACGAGGGCAGUAAAGAUUCUAGCCCCUUCCUCUGGUCUCAGGGGCUGGGGAGGGAUUGCUGAGGCCGUCUAUUCCCAUGUGGGGUCAUUUUCUGCCCCCAGCACCCCAGGCAAAGGCGAUGGCUCAGCUGGGUGAGGGAGGGCCCUGGAGACCCAUGCUCCGUGCCCAGUCCCCAGACUGGCCUGAGCAGCUACCCCAGGCACGGAGGGCGGCCGCAGCCUCACCAAGCACCUGCUGCCUCGCCACCCUGCUCGCUCUCAGGAGAGGAAAUCCAAGCCUGGCGACUGUGCCGGCCGUCCUGGCACCUGCUGGUCUCCCCACAGACGCGCUUCAGACACGAUGCGGGGGCCGGGGGGAAUCACCAAACACGGGUGGUGGGACAGGGACAGGAGGGGAGGGGCAGGGGAUGAGCCCUCCUGGGUCUACAGGCUGCUGGGCCAGUCAGCGGGGCACCCAGGGGCAAAGGCUUCCCUGAGCUGAGUGCUCGGCUUCCGGCGCUGGGCUUCUGCCGAGCACACUGCCCAAGCAGGAGCUGCACUCUGGCUUAGCUGCACAGACGCCGUGCCUGGAGCAGACCCCGGGGGCGCUCUCUGAUCCCACACGGGGCGGGCGAAGGGACGCAUCCGACUUUGCUGCCAUUAGUCAUGGGGUGAGAGCCCUGAGGUGUGAUGCCGGCCGUGGUCACACAGAGACCAGAGUGGAUCCCACAGGGACCUGUGUGCCCACAGCAGAGCCCCCUCCAGCCCCAUCCCCCUCUGGGGAUGCAGCGCAGGUGACGACACGUGGUGUUCCCCACCCUGACCUGUGAGCUCGCCCGCGGAGAAGCUACCUGGGAGUGACGACUGCCGGUGUCCUCUGCCAUGGGUGCCGGGGACCCCCACCCAGCCCUCAGCAAAUCCCGCCCAGGGUAACAGCCUCAUCUCCGGGACUCACACCAGAGCCAGACGACUUGAGAACACUCGCUGGGCCAGGAACCGGGGUGGGCUGGGGAGACUGAGCUUCCCUUCCAGGAACAAACCUACUGUGGCUCGGGGACCGAGGGCUUGAGAGAGGGGCUCGCCAAGUCCCUUUCUUGCCCCCCACCCCCCUGCCAUUGCCCAGCUCAGCCUCCAGGCACUGGUUGCCCCUCCAGAGCAGGGAACCGUGGGCUCAAACCCAACCCCUGGCCCAUCCAGCGCGAAGGAAGGCCGGUUCACAGCUACUCCCUGGGCCCGUGGGUCGGCGGCGUGGGCUGGGCCGCAGGUGUGUGACGCAGACCCAACAAAGGCAGGGCCCGGAGGGCUCUUCUCGGCGGGCGCCGACGCCUCCUCCAAGGGACAAGAGGGUCACCGUUAACGAUGCUGCCCGCUCUCCUCCACAGGAGGCGGCCUGCCCCGUCCGCCCCUGGUCAGACUGCAUCCUGUUUGUCCUGGGCCUCUCAACAGUGCGGCCCGCACUGCCCCCUCCUGCACCACCUGGUCCCCAAUGGAAUCCUAGGGCCAGGAAUGCGCAGCAAUCAGAGAGCUGGCGCAUGUGCGCCCAGGGGCCUGUAUAAAGCAGGGGAACCCAGAGCCAAACGUCCUGCACAGGAGCCCGGAGCAGCUCUGCCCAGCCCGGCCCAGCCCGGCCCAGGCUCCAGCUGUUGUCCUGGGACAGGCCCACAGCGCGGUGAGUAGAGCCACUCCCCCCCCGCCAGCAGGGAGCCCACGCAGGCCGUCCCCCAGGUCAGGAGCUGGGCACGGGCAGUAAGAACCACAGGGUCGCAAGGGGCUGCAGGCCAGGGACAGGGAGACCGGUACCUCGUGCUGCAGCCCAGAGAUGGAGCUCAGGGGCCUCCAGGGCUUGGCCCUGGUCUUCCUUCUGUGCUUGUCCAGCCAUGUCCCACAUGUUGGGGCUUGAAGCUGCAACUUGGGCUGGGGUCCAGUGUUCGGUGUGGAGUGUCCCAAGCUUCCAGCAGGUUCUGAAAGGGGUCCAUGAUCCCCCAGAGGGAGAAGGGUCGCUUCGCUCUGUGGAUCAGGAUGUCCCCCUCCUUGAGACCCAGAGCCCAAGCCCGGGCAGGGGUCGCUCCCCUGGUGGAGUCCCACCUGGUCCACUGCUUUCAUGGGGAGGAAGCGCCUUGUGAGAAGCCCCACUCUCUCCGGGCCCUGAUGGAGAGGCUUUCCUGAAGCAGGCGAGAAGUUGCUCCAGUCCCAGGGGAUGCGAGAUGCUUAGGAGGGCUGGGUUUGGGAAGAGGAUGGCUGCUUUUAUGAUUUUUUUAGAGCUUUCUGGCCGAGAACACUUUGAAAUGUCUUCAAGGGAGGCAUUUCUGCAAACAGCGCUGGGGAGCCCGUGCUGUCUUCUCCAGAACCGGCUCCCUUUAUUCCAGCCCCAGUUCUACUGCUCAGAGGACCAGCCAGCUCCAACUCACCAUGGUCGUUACCAAAACGGCUUCCUUUGCAAGGGAACGAGCAAUUAUUGCCAAGGCGGGGGCACUUGGGGAAGCUCUAUUUGUUUCAGAUCCCCACAGACUGGCACCCACGGGUAGUGAUUCCUGCGUCAAGCCCCAUUAGACCCCGGCUCGCAUCCCAGCUCUGCCACUUAGGAGGCUGUGGGAUCUCCCCUCCUGGCAGGGGGAUGUCCCCGUAAGAGGAGAUAAGCAAGACCCUCCCUGGGAGGCCUGCGAGGACGACAGCAGGUAUGGACAGAGUCGUGAAGCCCAGAGCCUUCGCUUUCCAGCUGUGUGGCCUGGGCACAACCUCUCAGCCUUUCUGACCCUGCUCUUGCCUGAAAAAAUCGGAAUAACAGGGCUUAAAACCAGCUCUGUUGUGAAGAUGACGUGUGGCUGUGCACCAAGGGUUCAGCUCACAGUUUGGCAGAGUCGGUGCUGUGGGAACAGGCGGCUACUCCUCUCCAGGGGGUGUCUGAGGUGGGCUGGGCCCCUCAGGUCCGCUUCCUUCUGUCAGGAAUAACUUGUUUCCAUGUCAGAAAAACAUGAGCAGAGUGUCCCAGCUAAACAGCUUAACUAGACCCAUUCAUUAUCAAGUUGAAAAUGAAGGGAGAUUGAUGCUAUUAACUUCCUAUCCCAUGGCUCUGAGAUGAUACGGCCCAAGAGUCAAUAAUUAUAAUAAAAGAAGAACGAGCCCACAUUUGCUCAGCUCUCCUGGGGCUGCCUGUAAGCCAUCCCAGCAGCAGUGGUAUUAGAGCGCUAAGCUGCCAAGGCCGUCAAAGGAGAGGGAGAGGGAGAACCAGCCUAAUUGGUGCAAUCGGCUCCUGAGCCUGCUAAGAAAAUAAAGGCCCGGUCCCCACGCUGCUUGCCAGCUGGGCUCAGCUGAGCCACCAGCUCACGCCUUUGAUGGCUGCCCGGGCCCUGGGAGGUAUGCUGACAAGCGUGCGCGGCCCAGCAGCGCAGCCUGUAACUUCCUCCCCUCUCUGCUCUGCCCAGAUGAUCAGCUGUCACUCCCUGCCCUUCCUCCUCCUUCUGCCGCUGGGUGCCUGCUUUCCUGUGCUUGACAGAGAUGUGCCUGUGAACGCCAUGGAUGUCGUCGGAGGCGGAAGGAGCUGGGCCAACCUGGCAGGGGGACGGCACUUUCUGUGGGGCUCCCCUGGGUGGCAGAGAGCUCCACACCCAGGUGCCUGGCUCAUCAUGGCCAAGGAGCUGCAGGCGGUGGGCAGAGCACGUGCCAGCUUCGGGUUGAGGUUUGGGAGGCAGGACAAUGGCAGUGAGGCCGCUGGCUUCCUCCCGGGUGAUGGUGAGAAGGCUAGUGGCCUGUUAGGGACCCUGGCUGAGGAGCUCCAUGGCUACAGCAGGAAGAAAGGUGGCUUCAGCUUCCGCUUUGGCCGGGGGUGAAGGGGCCCAGGCGUCCUGGAAGGGGCUCCUCCUUGACAGACCCCCUCCCCCGCUGCCACCGUUUCCACUCCCAUUUUCUCCUCAAGCCUCAAAGACCAAGAUGCUGAAAACGUGUUGCUACUAUAAUGAACUAUAAUAGGAAUUCUAACAGCAGUAGGAUUGGUUAAGUGGGUGCUUACUUUAAUCUCGAACUUCGCUGAAGCAAAAUCCUGGAUGGUGUCAAAAAGGAGGUUAGGAGACGCAGCUCCCAGGCAGGCUGUUGUGCGCCAGCCCCCUCCCCUGGGGGGCUGGUUCUGAGCAGUCCCCCUGCCCCAGGGGCAUGGAGCCAAGGACUUGGGGGUGUGCACAUGAACAGAGCUGAGGCGGGUGGACGGAGUGAGGACAGUGGGAAAAUGCGAGUUUUGACAGUCUCCAUCGGGACACCCGGCGUGACAGCCAAAGUGCAACAGUAAGGGAGCACUUUCCACUGGGUACGGAGUGUGGCUCGGAAAGCUAAAAACGGAAAAAAGAAAACUUGCUCUCCCUCCCAUUAACACAACACCCCUGCGGCAAGAAAACCUCGCUGCGGGGUUGAGAAGCAACGAGGAACCAGCUGCCCAUCCCCUUCUGACAGCCGCCCUCGCAGGUGGGACGGCACCUGCCAAACCACGAGGCUCCUGGGAGAUGAGCAAGGAAGGAGUACGUUUCUGCUACAGCAAGGCUGCACUUCCAAGGUUCAGAAUAUAAAUGUGUUGUACCUUUCGAAAUAAAAGUUAUAGCCAUUGCAAAACCAUAAUGGAAAGCUCGCCUGCCUCUUGCCUACAGGUCCUCUGUGCCCUAGGAACUUGGCUUUCCUGAGCUGCAAGUGCCUUAACUUUGGGGAGAUGGAAAUUGUGGUGCAUGUACCCACACAGCUCUUCCAGAGCCCCCUUAAUUGGCGGUGGUUAACUUCCCACGGUCAAAGGUGUAGGGAAACACGCAUGGGGUGUGUUUUCCUCUGCACUUCACUCUUCUCUGUUUUUCUCAAAGCAAGGAGCGUUCUGAAAACAACCUCUCUGCCCCGAGGGAAGCCAGCGUGCGGCCUGGAGUGGCUGCAGCCCUGGGGCGAGGCAGCGCAUCCCUUUCAAACGCUGCUUUGGUGGGUCCUGCAUCCCAUCCCAAGUCGGAUACGGCGGUCUGAGGCCGCUCACUCCCAGGCUGGCUUCCGCUGCUGAGAUGAGAACCUAUAUUGAUGUUGCUAUGGCAACAGCUCCCCUCCUUCUUUUGAGCUGCUGCUUGCCCCUGUUCACAAUUGAAUAAUUUUCCAUUGAGCUGUCACAAUUAAUUGGUAGAUUUUUAUUAGCCUUUUAGAACCACACUGGGUUGGGCCCAGCUUGGCACCUUGGAGCAUUUCAGUGUUUUCCAUUCUAUUAGAGACUUACAUUCCCCGGUAGCAGCUCUCAAUCCUCGACAGCCAGAAAGCCACUUCAUUAAGGGGUGACAGAUCUGAGCCACAAAAGAGCCAGGCUGACUGGGGAACAGAACUGGGGCGGCAGGAUGGGACAGGAACACAGGAAUCAGAACGCUGCCUUCUCCUGGAGCUCAUCCCUGCUUCCCCUGUGCCCUGGGGCUCAGGGCCGAUGUGACAGGGACCAGACAGUGACACCACGUCUGGGAGGCACAUCACACUCCUUGGCCUCCGCCACGGUCAAAGUCGAGGACGGGCCGAUCCCGGAAUGCCUCCCUCCUGCCAGUCCAACAGACUGAUGGGGAUGGGGCUUUGCUGGUGAAAGGGGCAAACGCUCAGCCCUCAAGCCAUGGAGGGCAAAUCCUAAGAAAACGAGCCCCAGUGCGUUCGUAGAGGGCAGCCCAGGGGCUAGAUGCAGGAAGUAGGUUCCCAGCUCCAGCUCCCACCCCAGCAAGGGCUCGUUUCCACUCCGUUAAGCAUGGGGGGUGCCCAGCAACCUGGACCACCCCGUCCUCAGCUCAUUUACACACACGCAGAAGCCAGAGAACACGCCUGCUCGAGGAAGGCCAGCUCAGACAGACAGACCAGAGGCCGGGGCCAGGGGGACUCCCUGCAGCAAGGCCCCCUGGCCGACGCUCUCGUUCCAAUUUCUACUCGUAGAACAAAAGGAGCCGCCCCUGUAGUCACUGGAUUGUGAGAACUUGAGUUACCAAGGCCGGGACACUCCCGCACGUGUUUACACACACUCUGGGGAUAACACCAGCUGCCCUGAAUUUAGGAGGAUUGGAUUAACCUCGAAGGAGGUAUCCGAGAUAAAGGGGGAGGGGGAGGGCCUUCAAAGCAGAGGAUACCCUGUCAUUAGGCUUUCAUCAUUAAACAAAAAUCAACAACAAAGCUAUCCUUUCCAGUUGCUUGUACACUGGAGCUCAAUAAGUCUGAAAAUCAGAACAAUCAAACCGCUAAGAGCAUCGAUCUGUUAAACCCACUCCUGCCACAUUUGGCUCAAUCUCCUCUUUAACCUUCCCCCCGGCCCCUGCAAGGUCUGGGGGCCUCUUGCCCACCCCAUACCCCGGCAUCUCCUCGGCAGGGAGGGUCACUCCCCAGAUGAGUGGCGAUGAGGCUCUGGGGA